Molecule: messenger RNA, 1656 nt
Organism: Penicillium soppii
Lineage: Eukaryota; Fungi; Ascomycota; Eurotiomycetes; Eurotiales; Aspergillaceae
Exons: 2
Coding region: 1-1656 (551 amino acids)
Biological process (GO): amino acid transmembrane transport
Cellular component (GO): membrane
Molecular function (GO): amino acid transmembrane transporter activity
Source: RefSeq, a predicted model, not a curated record
AUGCCAAAAAGUGAAGCGGACCAAGGAAAUGUUGAGGCAUGCACUUCCAAAGGAGACGGCUCCCAGUAUGAUGACCCUGGUCGUGACAAAAUCUAUAGAGCACACGUGGAAACAGGCACUUUACAACGCCGUCUGAAGUCACGACAUAUUCAGUUCCUCGCUCUUUCUGGGGCGAUUGGAACCGGUCUUUUUGUUGGCACAGGUCAGGUCCUUUCGACGGCUGGACCAUUAUCCGCCGUCCUCUCCUAUCUCAUCACAGGCUUCAAUUUGUACGCCGUGAUCAACAGCAUGGGUGAAAUGUCGACUUGGCUGCCUCUGCCAGGUGCUGUUCCUGUCUAUGCAUCUCGCUUUGUCGAUGAAGCCCUUGGAUUCACUCUGGGGUGGAAUUAUUGGUACCAGUUUGCGAUUGGUGUCCCUAUCGAAAUCACUGCCGCUGCUCUAGUGAUUGACUAUUGGCCCAAUAACAUCCCUUCUGUGGUGUGGAUUACUGUACUCUAUGUGAUCAUUUUUACGGUCAACAGCCUUCCAGUCCGACUCUAUGGUGAGCUAGAGUUUUUCCUCGGCUCAAUCAAAUUGAUAACCAUCGUUGGGUUGAUGUUGCUCAUGUGCAUCAUCACACUUGGUGGAACUCAAACCCAUGACCGUAUAGGAUUUCGCUACUGGGAGCAUCCAGGUCCAAUGAAUGAGUAUCUGGAAACCGGGUCUUUAGGGCGCUUUUUGGCAUUUUGGAAAGUCUUUAUUCAAGCAACAUUUAGCUAUGGUGGGAGCGAGAUGGUGGUUAUUGCGGCAGGAGAAACUGAAAAUCCCCGACGGAACAUUCCUAAAGCUAUACGUCGCGUUUUCUGGAGAAUUGCCAUCUUCUAUGUCGGAAGCGUUUUUCUCGUUGGUCUUUGUGUCUCUUCUCAGGAUCCUAGGCUACUCAACGCUAUUUAUACAGGAGCCGCUGGCGUAGGCGCAAGCCCCUUCGUCAUUGCGAUCGAGAAUGGAGGGAUUGAUGUGUUGCCUUCCAUUAUCAACGCAGUUGUUCUCACGUCAGCCUUGUCUGCUGGGAACUCCUUUUUUUACGCAUCGACUAGAAUUCUUUAUUCCACAGCAUUGGACGGCAAAGCGCCUCGGAUUCUUCGUUAUGAGAAAUUCGGAGUACCGUAUGUGUGCGUUGUUGUCACAGCUGCUUUGAGUCUCCUUGUCUAUCUGAAUGUUUCAUCAAGCUCGGCUGAAGUAUUUUUCUGGGUAAGUAACUUGAGCUCGGUUAGUACAUUGAUCGUUUGGACCUCUAUUGCUGUGACGUAUAUCCGAUUUUAUCAAGGACUCAAACAUCACAGCAUCCCACGAUCCACACUCCCAUUUCAAUCCCCGCUUCAACCAUUCAUGGCCUAUUUUGCGAUUUUCUUCUCUUCGACUGUGGCAUUUUUCAAUGGAUUCGAUGCUUUUUUCCCUGGGCACUUUAGUGCUAAGAGCUUGAUUCCGCCUUACAUCGACAUUCCAAUCUUUCUCUGUCUUUUCUUGGGAUACAAGAUCAUCAAAAGGACAAAGUUUGUGAAGAUAGAGGACAUGGAUCUCCUAUCUGGCAAAGAGGAAGCUGAUAGACUAGAAUCUACGUGGGAAGAACCAAAACCUCGCAACCUUCUCGAGCGAAUUUGGUUUUGGAUUGCAUAA